UCUGUUCUACUUUAGAUAGUUCAGUUAAAAGCAGAAUAGUUACUUUUAGGUAUCCUUCAUCAAAGUAAAAUGCCUAUUUACACCACGCCUUCCAGAGACCGCACUAUGGUAAUUGGUGCUCUGCGUUCAGUGCCGAACAAUCCAGUCAAUGUUCCAGAGAAAGGUAGCACAAGGCUUGGUCCACAAUCUACAUCCCAAGUGCGGGACCAUGAGACACAAGGACAGUCAACAUUGUCCCUGGAUAAAAGCAAUGAAAUUAACAAGACCUACGUAGUGUCUGCUAGCAAAAGAACUCUAGGACCCCCUAUGCCUUCCAAAUCUGAGGGGAGAUUAACCCUCCAGAGAAGAAAAACUGUAGACAAAGGAAAUCCCUGUGUUCAUGGUGAUACUAAUAUAAAUGCUGAUAUAGGUGAAGGAGAAAGAAGGCUUGCAUUACAGCGCCGUAUUAAAGUGUGUAACUCAGAAAGUGGGAAUAGCAUUUUGAAGGAAAAUGCACAAAGCAAAGUGCAAAAUGCCUCAAUAUUGGGAGCAAAUUACCUCUUGAAAACUAAAGGCACCAAUUCCACAGGUUUUGCAUCUUCCAAGCUUUCAUUAAUGCAAAACAUUGGAGAUACCAGAAGCAAUCCUUUGGCAAAUGUAAAGCUGGCUGCGCUUGGUAAGAAACAGGAAAAUCCAGUAACUCCUUAUCGGGCAACUUCAGCAAUAACUGUUAACAAAGUGCAGACCUUAAGCAAGCCGUCAACAACACCUGUUAAAAGGAUGGUGGCGGGUAAACCUGGUGGAAAUGAUAACCAAAAAGAGGCUGAGGAAAAGAUUUUGAAAAUACCCACUGAACAGAAUUUAAUUCAAAAUAGAACUUUGACGACUGAUGGUAUCAAAAUGAUGAAACUUGGUAAUCGGCAAGAGACUAAAAACCCAACUAAUUAUUCUGUUAAAACAAUGGCCAAAGGCUUUCAAAUCUCAAAACCAACAAUCGAUUCUGGGAUCAAUAACUUAAAAUACUCUACAAAUUCAGUGAUGGAUAACAGCGAUCAAAAGCCACCAAGUAGUAGAACACUUAUGAGAGGAACUCUUAGGCAAGUGGACAUAUCAUCACAGAGCCCAUGUACAGGGAAUGAAUGUUUAAAUGGAGAAGACAGUGCUGUGACUGUGGCUGUUCGAGUGAGGCCUUUCAGCAAUAGGGAAAAAAUUGAAAAUGCAGAGCAAGUAGUUUUCAUGAAAGGGCAGGACACAAUUGUGCAACAUCCAGAAACCAAUCACACUUACUCCUUUGUUUACGACUUUUCCUUUUGGUCGUUCGAUGAGUUACAUCCCGAAUUUUCAAGCCAGGAAACUAUAUAUAAGAAAAUAGGAUUUCCUCUGCUAGAAAAAGCCUUUGAGGGAUACAACACAUGCCUGUUUGCUUAUGGCCAGACAGGCUCUGGCAAGUCAUAUACGAUGAUGGGCUUCAGUGAUGAGGGGAUCAUACCAAGGUUCUGUGAACAGUUAUUCGCCAAAGUAGCAAAGCCUGAAAUGCAACAGGCUACUUACCAUAUUGAAAUGAGUUAUUUUGAAGUCUACAACGAGAAAAUUCAUGAUUUGUUGGUUGGUGGAAAUGGAAAGAUGCAAGUAAAGCAGUCUCUCCGAGUAAGAGAACAUCCAGUCUUUGGACCCUAUGUGGCUGAUCUCACUUUGAAUGUUGUCACCUCUUAUGCAGAUAUUCAGGGCUGGCUGGAACUAGGGAACAAGCAAAGGGCUACUGCAGCCACAGGCAUGAAUGAAAAGAGUUCCAGGUCUCACUCAGUAUUCACACUCAUCAUGACACAAACCAAGACAGAAUUUGUAGAAGAGGAGGAACAUGAUCACUGCGUGACAAGCAAAGUGAAUCUUGUGGAUCUUGCAGGAAGUGAACGUUGCUUUACAGCUCAGACCAGUGGCAAUAGACUAAAGGAGGGUGUAAGCAUAAAUAAAUCUCUCUUCACCUUGGGAAAGGUUAUUUCUGCACUUUCAGAAUAUUUUCAGGCUAAGAAGAAAGUCUUUAUCCCUUAUCGGGAAUCAGUGCUAACAUGGUUAUUGAAAGACAGUCUUGGUGGCAAUUCCAAAACAGCCAUGAUAGCUACCAUCAGCCCAUCUGCUUCUAAUGUGGAGGAAACUCUUAGUACGCUUAGAUAUGCCAAACAGGCUCGCCAGAUUAUCAACAUUGCGAAAGUGAAUGAGGACUCGAGUGCAAAAUUGAUUAGAGAUCUGAAAUUAGAAAUUGAUAAGUUGAAAGCUGCCCAGAUGAGUAGCCAAGGAAUUCAGUCUGAGAGGUAUAAAGUAUCCCAAAAGGAAAUAAAAGCCCUGAAAUUGAAGCUCAAUCAACAGGAAAGGGAAAUGGCAGAGUCACAGAGGAGAUGGAGAGAGAGGUUGGAGCAAGCUGAAAAGAGAAAACUUGAGGAAGCAAGAGAACUACAGAAAGCUGGAAUCACUUUUAAAGUGGAUAACAGUUUGCCAAAUUUAGUAAAUCUCAAUGAAGAUCCCCAGAUUUCAGAGGUGCUCUUGUACAUGAUAAAAGAAGGUCAGACAAGAGUGGGAAAACAAAGACCAAACUCAAGGCAUGAUAUCCAGCUAUCUGGGGCACUCAUUGCUGAUGAUCAUUGUGUCAUACAGAACCUAAAUGGUACAGUUAGUAUUGCUCCAUUAGGAGAUGCAAAUACUUAUGUCAAUGGAAACCUUAUAGCAGAGUCGAUAGUGCUACAUCAUGGGGACCGGGUGAUUAUGGGUGGCGAUCAUUACUUUAAAUUUAACCAUCCUCUGGAGGUUCAGUGUGGACGAGCAUCAUCUGGGAAUGCACUGCUUGGAGAUGGUCCCAAAGGUUUUGAAUUUGCAAAGAAUGAACUUUUGCAAGCUCAACAGGCAAGACUUGAAGUCGAAAUUGAAGAGGCCCGUUUGCAAGCCAAGAAGGAAAUGAUGCAGGGUAUCCAAGUUGCGAAGCAAAUAGCUCAGAAGGAGUUAUCUUGUCAAAAAUCACUGUAUGAGAAUAAAAUAAAAGAACUAGAAAAGGAAUUGGUGAAGGAAAGCCAAAAAAAGAAGGCAAUUGAGGAGCUGCAGAAUGUAAAAAAACAACUUCAACAAGAAAUGCAAGUAAAUAAGCAACUUGAACAAGAGGUGGCAGUGAAUAGGAAACGUCUAGAGCUGGAGACCUUAGCCACCAGACAGGCUCUAGAAGAUCAUAAUAUACGCCAUGUAAAGUUUCUUGAUGCACUGGAGGCUGAGAAGAGAAAGAUGACAAAAGACUUGGAAAGAAUGCAGCAAGAACGGAAAAAGAGAUUAGAGACUCAAAAGAGCAGCGUAUGUAAAGAUCAUUCAUACUGGAGCUCCAUGAAACUUUCAAUGAUGAUCCAGGAAGCUAACACCAUUAGCAACAACCUGAAAAAGCACACGGUUUUCAACAGGCAUGAAGAGUCCGAUAAUGAAAAUAAAAGCAUCCAAACUCCAAUUCAGGUGCAGGUUAAAAAUACUAAGCUGGGCAUCAGCACAUUUUGGAGCUUGGAAAAAUUUGAAUGCAAGUUGGCAGCUAUGAGGGAACUUUAUCAGGGCAAUACACAUUCUAGAGAUGAAGACCUUUUUUAUGACCCUAAUGAUGACUGGGAAACUGAUUUAACGCACUCUUCCUCUUUCUCUAGAAGACGAAGCAGAAGCUUUUUCAAAAGCAAACGAAUGUCUGGGUGUUUGGCAGGAAUCCAAGCUUUUAGUGUUCAGAAUCUGCAGUCUGCACAUCCUACAGAUCUACUGAACGUUUCUCAGAGUAUAUGUUUAACAGGGUCAGAGUCGACACUGCCUGUUGUUUGUAAGGAAAUUUUAGGUGCAGCUGUUGAUUUUCUGGGAAGAAACCAUUUAUCACAGGAGAACAUUCCUGAUAGACUUAUCACUGACCUCCUCACCAUUCAUAAGGGGACAAUGGAAAUCUCCAAAUCCUAUGAACAGCUAGAUGAAGAAAGUCAAGAAAAUUUGUUCGCCAAUAAUCAAGCCAUGCAGUCUUACUGUGUCAGAGCCACAUCAAUUUUUGAGAGGGUGACAGUUCUAGUGAAACUGUGGAUAGACACUGUCCCGCAAGACACUUGCUUUGGGAUAAGUGAAGAUGAACUGCUUGGUGAAGUUAGAACAUUGGGUAGAAACUUACAACUAUUACUGCAGGGCUGUGAUUCAGACAUUUCUUCUAUGGUAAUGGAAGCUCAGAACAAAAUAAGCCAAACAAUUAGAAGACUUGUAAAGCACAUAGGUCAUUUGGCAGCAUUCAUGAGCAUGGAGCUGCAUUUUGACGAAGAGAACAUUGAUGAUUCACCCAGUUACAAGAGGAGUGUUAUGGCCUGUCUUUUUGAGGGAACAGAAUCUGGAAUGAAGAGUCUCUUAGAUGUUGGCCUAAAAGCAAUAAAGGAACACCAGAAAUUGCUGCAAAGACCAUCAACAAAGACAGAGGUAUUUGAGAGACUAAAGAAGAGGAGCAUGGCCCUGUCAGCUUCAAUUCAAAACUAUCUCAUGGAACUGAAAAAGUUGAAGAUGGGUACCCUAAUCCAAGAAUGUCCAACCUGGCAUCUGAGAUCCAUAAAGGGCCUGAACAGUGUUAGUGCUGAAUUGGUGAAGUUUAAUGAAAGUUAUCACACGAUGUGCCAAAUGAUAACUUCCGUGCUGAGAGGUGAAAAUGCAGUCGAUAAGCAGCUGAAGAAGUGCAUAGAAAUGGCUUGUUCCUCAAUGCUGAAUGUAGCUGGUAAAUUUGAUAUGCUUUGGACUUCCUCACUUGAAGUGAAUGCAUCCUCAGCCAGAGAAAGCAAACUGGACAGGAAAGGACCUCAGUUAUUGAUCAGUGAAGUGGACUUGGCUGCCAACUCACUCCUUGACUUAAUUGAACACCUCCAGAGUGAAAAGGGGAACGCGAGCUGUACUGAUAAUAAUGAAAAGAUCAUGGCUUCCACAAAUGUUGACUCUUCUAUUAGGUGUAACAGAGGAGUUAAGAAAGUUGUAUACACACUCCAAGGAACAGCUUCAACUACUGAAGAACCUUCACCAACAACUGUAGAAUGGGUUUGAGAGAUUAUUAAAUAAUUAUAUUUGAGCAAACCUUUAAAUUUAUAAGAUAUAAAAUAUAAUCACUUGGGCUUUGCAAGUUUACAAACUGAUUGCAAUAUAUUUUUAACUUUAGCCAAAUAUUGUUUUUAAUCAUUGUAUUCAUUAUUAUUUUUGUGUACUCUAGGUACUGUAAAUGCACCCUUUUCUUGGUUGUAAGAUGUACUUUUUUUCUGGGACUACUGCAAACCUCAAAGUAAAACAUUAGUAAAGCACUUGGAAUAUAAUAUCUACCAAUGUUCUUCAGCUGGCUAGAAAACCUUGUAGUAACCUGAAGUAAUAUCCCAUCUUGUAUGAAACUUUAAGACCUUGGUGCCUGUGCUUCAUUGUGUAGCCAAAAUUGGAAGCUUGCUGUAUCAUGAUCUGAAGGGAGGGUCCUGCAUCAGCGGAGUCUGAAUCAGUGCUUUGGUGGUACUGGUCACGUAUGCCACUAAGCUUGUGUUUUUGUGAUCUGGUGUUGAUAAUGGUUUGGAAAAGUUCUGAACCCCACACAACUUCAAAUUCACUAGUUUUGUUUAAUUUUGCUGGAUUGCAAUGAAAGAUUAAAUUCCUGCUUUUGCUGACAACUAUUUUAGUUGCAAUUAUUAGUUUAAAAUCAACCUUCAAGCUCAUACCUACUUCUCCCAAACUAAAACAAGAAACAUUCAAACACAGAAUCCAGUUUGGAGCACCAGAUCGCAGCAUAAACAGUACAAAAGAACAACAUCUGCUCUUGGCUAAAUCACAGUCAUGUCUUCCAGCUGCUCCAGUAAUGUAAGUUAGGUAACAUUGUUAUCUGAGACUUCCACAGAGGUCAUUAUUAUUUUAGAUAGAAAACACAAAAGUAAUAUGUCUGCCUUAGUAUCUAAAAAGAAUUGUGGAAAAAGCUGCUGUCAAUGAUAUCUUCCUUACAACCAUAUUGCAUCAUUCUGCUCUGUUCCUUGAAUUGGAAACAUUGAUGCAAUGGGUUCUGACUAUUUGCAUCACCUGGGUCUAAUGAAAUAAAUGGUUACAUUUUUUUUUCUGUUGUAAAGUUAUUGCAUGGAAUGGGUUUGGAACAUCUCAAACUAUUGCCAGAGACCACAUCACAAAAUUGACUGUAGUAUGCAAUGUUUGAAUAAGGCCCCUGAGAAUGGUCAAUAUAGCAAAUGAGAAAAUUUGACUAGUUGUGUGGUAGAUGGGUGCUGUUGUGUUGGGUGCAUUUUUCAAAGUAAAGGAAACUUUACGGCUGGUCACUCAGGAGUCCUUAAGACUGGAACUGAGUGAUGAAAUAUGUCCAAAUAACAUUUCCUGGUGAUGAAGAGGAAAUUAAUGCCACUUAAAAGGUUAUGCUUAAUGUAUUUUUUUGAAGUACAAAGGAAGUAUAAUAUGGUGAGAAUGGAGCCUAUGAAUUUAAAUUGGCUAUACAGUUAUUGUGUUUUUCUAUUUUGUAGGAGUUUGUUGAAUAAAAAUAAUUCUAUAUGGUUAGACUGGCAAAUGCCAUGCUAGCAGAAUACAAAUUAGCAAUUGACUUUGUUCGGUCUAGAAAUAAUAAAAACAAAAGUGAUGAGUUGCACAAGCAUCAGAUUUAUUGCAGCAAUAAAGACAAUGCUAUUUAUUUGUACCUCGACUGUUGACUUUACUGAUCUGUAUUUAAAAAGUGCCUUGUUUCUUUGCGAUCAUGUCAUUCUAAGGGAAGAGCAGCAAUAUUUUUAAAUAAACUAUUGUUUUUGUCC
This is a messenger RNA of Carcharodon carcharias (great white shark), 6776 nucleotides long. It is a transcript of the gene kif14, whose product is annotated as kinesin family member 14. The transcript is spliced from 29 exons. NCBI's taxonomy places the organism in Eukaryota, Metazoa, Chordata, Chondrichthyes, Lamniformes, Lamnidae. Gene Ontology annotation, molecular function: microtubule motor activity; microtubule binding; ATP binding. The record is from RefSeq and is a predicted model, not a curated record. Gene Ontology annotation, biological process: microtubule-based movement; mitotic spindle organization. Bases 70 to 5046 code for a protein of 1658 amino acids.